This is a messenger RNA of Cyclocybe aegerita, 1098 nucleotides long. NCBI's taxonomy places the organism in Eukaryota, Fungi, Basidiomycota, Agaricomycetes, Agaricales, Hemipholiotaceae. The record is from the annotation of a GenBank genome assembly.
AUGGCAACGGCCCUUCAGAAAAUGCGUAUCAUCGCGGUGCCCUUGACGCGUCCUCGGCGCACCAUUAUCCCAGUUUCUUCCUCGGCUUCUGUGGGCUCAAGCUCGAGCUCGCGGUCGAGCACGAGCGUGGUGAAACCUAGCCGGUUAACGUAUUACCAGUUCCAAAUCACCACGAAGAAGAAGAAAACAGUGAAAGCGAGUGCGACUGAAGGUGAUGCCCAUAACGCCGAGAAGGAGAGAAAAGGGUGGCUGCCUGAGGAGGGCCUCGUGAACUACGCGACGCAGAAGGCGGCGGAUAUCUGGGCUGGGUUCGGGAAAGCCGAGGGUGGGUGGAGGUUGAAAACCUUCCAGUUUGGCGAAAGGCUGAUGGACAGGAUGGAGUUCGAGGAGUUCGCGCUGAAGAGCAUAGACCCGUCUCUCGGGCCUUCCAUCAGGCAUCUCAAGCAACGGCCGCUGGUGGACGAGAAGGGUUCAGGACCUCCGACGAUACCUCUGAUAUUCCCUCCUUCAAUCGUCACCCCCUCAAUGGCAUUGACAGAACUGAAAGCGUAUACUGCACACCGGAUACCACGACACCGGCGAGGUUUUUGGGGUUGGAUGCUGGUUGCCCCAUUGACUUCGCCGUUUAUGAUCAUACCCAUCAUCCCUAAUCUUCCUUUCUUCUUCUGCGUCUGGCGGUCAUGGUCGCAUUAUAGAGCAUAUAGAUCUUCGCAGUACCUACAAUCCCUCAUAGAACACGACGUCAUCGCCCCCGAAGCCAGCGAGGCACUAGAUGAGGUGUAUAAACUACGAAGCAUCGCAGAGCCAACUCCUUCCACUUCCACUACCUCCCACUCGGAUUCUGCAUCAUCAAGCUCAAGCUCAACGUCCGAGCCUCCCCCGUCCUCCAACCCCUCUGCCCCGAAGUCUAGCACGACUGCGUCUUCGCAAACCUCAUCGGGCCCAGAACCGAAGCACGAUGUUCUACUUACUCGCGACGCUGUUCCGGCUAUCCUCUCAAUAUUUGAGCUCAAGCCAGACGGUUCAGCUGCUGCGGACUUGUAUCGGGCUAUUGAGCAGGCUCGGGUACGUGUCGCUAGUGGGCGGGAAGAGCUAUAA